Molecule: messenger RNA, 966 nt
Organism: Sinocyclocheilus rhinocerous
Lineage: Eukaryota; Metazoa; Chordata; Actinopteri; Cypriniformes; Cyprinidae
Product: protein FAM107B
Exons: 5
Coding region: 100-555 (151 amino acids)
Source: RefSeq, a predicted model, not a curated record
UGCAUCAAGCUGUGGCGCAACCAGCUUUCCCUUUAAAACUGUGUUUGUGCACUUGACAAACGUACCGUCCACCUCCUGCUGACAGAGCUGUGCUUCAGUAUGCUGCUGUAUUACAAAACACAGGUUAUUUCACAAAGAAUGGGACAGAAGAAUCAGAAAACAGAAAGCUCCAGCGGUGCUUCUACUGCAUCCCAGCAGGCUACUGAAGGCCAGGACGAUCUCAUCCGGCCGAAGAAACUGUUCAACCCUGUUUUGGAGUCUUCUAGUCGUAGAGGUUUACAUCGUGAACUGCUAGUCAGCCACAGAUGGGGUCUCCUGCCUGAAAAGAAGCCAGAGCUGAAGCGGGUGCUGGACCAGAGGAGACUGGAGCAGCACAGAGAGAGAGAACAAGCCUCACAUCCGCCAUCUGACCUCGAGCAAGAGCUGCACAAGAGACGCCAGAGACUCCUGGCGUACGAACAGGAAGAGCUGAGACGCAGAGAGGACCUACAAAACAUGCCAGAGUUUGUUCGAGUGCGUGAAAACCUGAGACACAUCACCGUCACAGGCUACUGAACCAACAGAAGAACUACGAAUACAACAAAACCCAUUUUCUCAAAGAACUGCUUUUUGUUCUAUCAGAGGGAAUCAUUAUCAUCAGCAUGAUUCUGUCAUUUUGUGUUGUGCUCUCUCACCGCAACCAAAUCUGAAAUGGCUUUUAAAGUGUGCAAAUGAAUUUUUGUAUUACCAUCCAGGGCCCAAAAACUUUUAGAUUAGAGUUUUUUUCCCCCCCAGCUAGUCAUGCUGUGAGCAAGAGAUGGUGAGAAAAUGCAAUAAAAAUCAAGCCUGUCCGCUAUUCGAUAUUCUGUUGCACUCGGAAAUACGUCACAAUACUGAAUAUGGUCACAAUUUCUGGUUCACAUGGGACUUUUUUCUGAAGUGAUUUCAAAUUGAGACGUGGUCACAUUAGCGAAACCUAGGUGAAAA